CUCUGCAGAGCACGCUUGCCAAACCAGGAAGUGUGUCAGAGGUACAACUGCUGAGCAGGCCAGCUUCGUGAACACCUCCCCCUCCCCCCAGCAGAAGCUCUGACCAGAUUCUAAAAGUUGAGAAUGAAAACAAAUGAUCUUGUCUCGGGGAUGGCUGUAGUCGAAUGGCUCAAUCUCAAAAUGCUCCUGAUAUUCCUGCUAGGUUUCUUGCUGGUGUUUUACCUCAUCCAAGCAAGGAUACCGAACCAGCUUCCCCCGGGACCUUCCUUCUGGAGUCAGUGUGGAUAUUUCUUCACUUGUGACAGGAGGCUUCUCCACAUGAGGAUGAAACAGGUCGUCAACACAUACGGGAACGUUUGCACAGUGAAUAUGUUUUGGGUCAAAGUCCUUAUCAUGAGCGGGUUUCAGACAAUUCAGGAAGCUCUAGUCCUGCACAGUAAGGAGUUUGCCGGGAGGCCAACUAUGCGUAUUAAUGAUCUUCUGGCAAAAGGCCAAGGCAUCAUUACAGCCCCCUAUGGCAAGUCCUGGAAACAACAACGCCGAUUCACUCUCACCAUUUUCAGGAACUUUGGCUUGGGGAAAAUUGCCUUUGAGGUGAGAAUCCAGGAAGAGGCUCAGCAUUUGACGGAAACCCUCAAAUCAAAGUUUGAAGGUCAAGUUGUUGAUCUCAAGCCCCUUAUCACAGCUGCGGUUUCCAACGUGAUUUGCUCGAUCAUUCUUGGCCAGCGUUUCCGCCAUGAUGACAAGACCUUCACACGAUUGAUCAAGUUGUUUGAUGAAGCACUGGAGUUGUCAUCAGGAUUCUGGAUAAAGGCCUGUGCUGUGCUUCCUGCUAUCUACCAUCUCCCUGGGCCACACCAGAGGAUAUUUGAAAACAAGGCUGCCAUUGAAGCCAUACUUCAGGAUUUCAUCAGGCAGCACCGAGAGACACGGGAUGGGGAAACCAUCCGGGAUUUUAUUGAUGCCUACUUACUGGAGAUGGAAAAGAAGCAAGAAGCUGACUCGUUUAUGCUGGAUGGAAACCUGCUAUAUAAUAUUUACGACCUUUUCCUGGCGGGAACUGAGACCACGACCACCACCCUUCAAUGGGGGCUGAUGUACAUGAUGGCUUACCCUGACAUACAAGAGAGAUGUCAGAAGGAGAUAGAUGAAGUGAUCGGUCGGUCCCGUACCCCGUCCCUGGAGGACAGAGCCAGGAUGCCGUUUGUCAACGCUGUCAUCCAUGAGAUCCAGCGAUUUGCAAGCGUACUGCCAUUUUCCGUUAUGCACACAACCACGCAAGACAUUAGAUUUAUGGGAUACACCAUCAAAAAGGACACCCUUGUGUUAUUCAACCUGUGGUCGGCUUUGACUGAAGAGGGUCAGUGGAAGCACCCACACCAGUUCAAUCCGGAGAAUUUUUUAAACGACAGCGGGGAGUUUUUCCAACCGGAUGCAUUCAUACCCUUCUCGAUGGGACCCCGUGUUUGCCUUGGAGAAAAAUUGGCCAGAAUGGAGCUCUUCCUCUUUUUCACCUUCCUCCUUCAACAACUGGAGUUCCGCUGGCCUGACAAAUCAUCCCCUCCAAAUCUGGAAGGAGUGUAUAAAAUUGUGUUGGCCCCACACCCAUACAAGGCAGAAGUCAGGUGCAGGGAAACCUGAGCAGUCAUCUGAAACUAUAAGACCAUAACACAUAGGAGCAGAAUUAGGCCAUUUGGCCAAUCGAGUCUGUUCUGCCAUUCCGUCAUGGCUGAUUUAUUACCCCUCUCAAUCUCCUUCUCCCCAUAACCUUUGACACCCUGACUGAUCAAGAACGUAGCUUUAAUUAUUCAAUUCAAUUGUCAUUUAACCAUCGAUGAAUACAGCUAAUCGAGACAGUGUAACUACGGGGUCAAAGUGCAAAGACACAACACCAAUAGUCACACACAAUAAGCACAAACAAGAUCAUAAUCUCGUAAUGAGAUCCACCUCCCCCCAGACCCCGUGACCCUGUAGCUUGACGCCCAGGCCUCACACAUACAAGUCAACAAACCCAUCUAGGAUAUCGGUAAAAAUACGACGACACAGAAUAUGCACAUAUAUAAUCCAGAACAACCCCCCCCCCCCCAGCCCACCGAUAUCAUCUGUGGACUGGCCCACUAGGCAACUCCACAGUUUUGAAGCCCAGUCCUCCCAUAGACAGACACAUAUAGUGAAAACAUAACCACACAACUAUCUAUGUGUACAGUUCAAACCCCUCGGUCCAGUUGAGGUCUUCAGUCAUCACAACUGUGCUGCACUGCCCUGACAGAGCACGCUGCUUUGGACGCUCCUUCCCCCGGUGCCUGAAAAGCAAGUGUCCCCACAGCUUGAGUCCCCAAUUUCACCGAGCGCCUCCACAAAAAACCUGCAGCUGGCCGCCAUAGAGCUUGUCUUAUGCCGAGCAAAACACUGGGUGGGCAGAGAUGUCGCAUCCGUACUGUCCCCGGAGAAGCACCAACAGAUUUGACCGAUCGCACGGUGCGGCAGCACGGCUGCAAACGAGUGGCACCGUGGCUUCAGGCCUAGUCCUUGCUCUGACACAGUCCAGGGAGCUUCCCCUCCAUCCACCCCAAUGACUUGGCCUCCACAGCAACCUGUGGAAAUGAAUUCUACAGAUUCACUACCAUCUAGCUAAAGAAGUUCCUCCUCAUCUCCGUUCCAAAGGGAUGUCCUUCUAUUAUGUGGUGUGCCCUCUGGUCCUAGGCUUGCCCCACUAUGGGAAACAUCCUCUCCACAUGCACUCUAUUUGGACUUUUCUGUGUUGGACAGGUUAAGUGAGAUCCUCUCUCGUUCUUCUAAACACCAGUGAGUGCAGGCCCACAGCGUUCAAAAAUUCCUUGUAUGUUAACCCUUUCAUUCCUGAGAUCAUUCUCAUGAGCCUCCUGGGGACCCUUUCCCAAUCUAGCACAUCCUUUCUCAGAUAAAGGGCACAAACCUGCUCACAAUACUCCAAGUACAGUCUGACCAAUGCCUUAUAAAGCCUGAGCUACUUUGGUUCAUAGGAACAUAAGAAAUAGGAGCAGGAGAAGGCCAUCCGGCCCAUCGAGCCUGCCCCGCCAUUCAAUAAGAUCAUGGCUGAUCUGACCAUGGACUCAUCUCCAUGCGCUGGGAAUGAGGCAGAGAUGAGUGUUUCAGAAAUGACACAUGGGGAGGGGGCAAUCAGCUGUUUAUCUCACCGUGACUUCACUCAGUUGAAGUCAGCCUGUUCUACCUUUCGUACACCAGCAAUUUCCUUCCAAGCGAUUCAUGUUCUAUUUAGAGUCACAGAAAAGGACUGCACAGGAACAGGCCAUUCAGCCAUCUAGUCUGUGACAAACCAUUUGUACAUUGACCUAGAGAAUCGAUCCCCAUAACCUCCUGCCCAAGCUUCUCUUAAACAUUGAAAUCGAGCUCGGAUGCACCACUCGCUCUAGCGGCUCGUUUCUCACUCUCACCACCCUCUGAGUGAAGAAGUUUCCCCUCAGGUGCCACUUAAGCUUUUCACCUUUCACCCUUAACCCAUGACCUCCAGCUGUUCUCCCAUCCAAUCUCAAUGGAAAAAGCUUGUUUGCAUUUACUCCAUCCAUACCCUUCAUAACUUUGUGUACCUUUAUCAAAUCCCUCUUCGGUCUUCUGCAUUCCAAGGAAUAAAGUCCUAACCUAUUCAAUCUUUUCUUACAACCAAGGUCCUCAGGUCACAGAAACAUCCUUGUAAAUUUUCUCUGUACUCUUUCAACCUUACUUAUAUCUUUGUCGGUAAAGUGUUCUGAGUUGCAUUAACUACAACAUUAAUUGAGGAAUCCAUAAUUCUCUCUAUAAUAUUCCCUUCUGCUGUUUGAAAAUGGAAAAAACCUUCCAUAGAAGAAUGAAUGUAACUCUACUGCCUUUAUAAUUAAAAUUCACUAAUAUCUUACCUACAUAAUUAAUGUUCAAUAUCUUGCAGCAGAAUUUACAAAGCAAAUCUUGAAGAAUGAACAGUGCCAGAAUCAUAAACACAAGAGAUUCUGAAGUUCUGGAAAUGCAGAGCAACACACACACAAAAUGCUGGAGAAACUUAGCAGGUCAGGCAGCUUCUGUAGAAGUGAAUAAACUGUCAACAUUUUGGGCCAAGACCCUUCUUCAGGAUUGGAAAGGGUGGGAUGGGGGACAUGCAAGAAAGUGAUUGGUGAAGCCAGGUGGGUGGGAAAGGUAUAGGGCUGGAGAGGAAGGAAUCCAAAAGGAGAGGACAGUGGACCAUGGGAGAAAGGGAAGGAGGAGGGGACAGUGGGAGGAAAUAGGCAGGUGAGAAGAGGUAAGUGGCCAGAGAAGGGGGAGGAAAUUUUUCAAAGGUUUCAAAGGUACAUUUAAUGUCAGAAAGAUGUAUACAAUAUACAUCCUGAAAUCCUUUUUCUUUGCAGCCAUCCACAAAAACAAAGGAGUGCCCCAGAGAAUGAAUGGCAGUUAAAUGUUAGAACCCCAAAGUCCCCCCCCC
Molecule: messenger RNA, 4450 nt
Organism: Hypanus sabinus (Atlantic stingray)
Lineage: Eukaryota; Metazoa; Chordata; Chondrichthyes; Myliobatiformes; Dasyatidae
Product: cytochrome P450 2B4-like
Exons: 9
Coding region: 124-1641 (505 amino acids)
Biological process (GO): xenobiotic metabolic process
Cellular component (GO): cytoplasm; intracellular membrane-bounded organelle
Molecular function (GO): iron ion binding; heme binding; oxidoreductase activity, acting on paired donors, with incorporation or reduction of molecular oxygen, reduced flavin or flavoprotein as one donor, and incorporation of one atom of oxygen
Source: RefSeq, a predicted model, not a curated record